Molecule: messenger RNA, 4363 nt
Organism: Fundulus heteroclitus (mummichog)
Lineage: Eukaryota; Metazoa; Chordata; Actinopteri; Cyprinodontiformes; Fundulidae
Gene: lmod1b
Product: leiomodin 1b (smooth muscle)
Exons: 3
Coding region: 181-2166 (661 amino acids)
Biological process (GO): myofibril assembly; muscle contraction; pointed-end actin filament capping
Cellular component (GO): myofibril; striated muscle thin filament
Molecular function (GO): tropomyosin binding; actin binding
Source: RefSeq, a predicted model, not a curated record
CGCGCUCUGACUGCAGUGUCUUUGCGCCGGGACUGUGGCCUUUUGAUGGUUCGGGCCGCGACGGGACAGCAGCACACCGACACGCUGGAAUACCGGCCUGCAGAAGAGCACCAUCUCGACUGAAGAUUAAAGGAUUUAGCCUCUCGCACCGCAAGUUAUUCUGAGGAACCCAGUCCAGACAUGUCUAGGCGAAAGGUGAGGGGACUGACCCGUACGGGUCGGCAGGUCAGCGAGGACCCAGACCUGGACAACCUGCUCUCCGCCCUCUCCCCUGAGGAGAUGGAGGAGCUGGACAAGGACCUGAUGAACGUUCCGGACAUUGGACCAGAAGACGGGAAGGUCAUCGUCACCCAAGGCGAGAGCCACCCACCUCUGAGCAACAACAUCCAGGACGCGGAGAGACGAGGCCACACAAGAGGGAAGCUCAGUCAGAGGGAGCAGUCAGUCGAGGGGGAACCAAAGAAAGAGAGCCGGAAGCAGGAAUAUCUGAGGAAGAUGGGCCUCAGCCAGGAGGGGGACGACGACACGAAAGUAGGAGUACGAAGGCAAUCUAGUGUCACAGCUGACAGAGAUGCCAGGGUGGAGGACAGAAACAGCAAAGGCUCUGAAAGCGUGAAGGAAGAGCGAAGCUGGCGUUCGAGCAGAUACAGUAGGAAGGGAGGGAAUGAGGCAAAUGAGGAGGUGAAUGAGAAAGAGAAAUACGACGAUUACAGGUCAAAAGACAGGAGAGAAAACCGAGAGAGCACGGGAGGCAAGACCAAGGAGAUGAUCUCCAAAUUACAGGAAAAAAAGGACGAGAGCAAAGAGAAGGAAAGGAGAGAAGACUCCAGGAAAAGAGAUGACAGCAAAACCAAAGACAUCAUCUCGAGGCUGCGUGAAAAGAGUGAGAAGGAUGUGGGAAAGGAAAGGGAACGUAAAUCCGAGAACCUCCGGACGCAAGGGCUGGUGUCCAAAAUGGUUGAGAAGAAGACCAAAGCACCUGAGGGCCAACCCCAAGAAGCUAAAAAGGCAGAAGAGAAAAACAAGCCUGAAGCCAACGAGCCAGCGGAGAAAUGUGAGGCGAAACACGACAAGGCAGAAAACCGAACAGACAGGGAAGAGCUGGUUAACCACAGUGACCACGUGAAAGAGAAACACAGGAAGGUGAGCUCUGACAUGAAAGCUGAGGAGAGGAAGGAAAAAGACGACGCCAAAGAAAGACUCAUAAAAGCCGAAGGAAAAGAAGAACUGGGGAACUGUGUGGCCAGAAACAGCCCAGGCAGCAAGGCGAAGCAGGAAGAAGAGGAGGACGAAGACUCAAGCAUGUUCGAUGAGCUGAUGGAGCAGGUUCGCAGCAACGACCCCUCCCUCACUGAGCUCAACGUCAACAACUCGGAGGUCAUCAAGGCGAAGACACUCAUUGAGUUCGCACAGGGCUUGCACAACAACACCAACGUCAAGACGUUCGCCUUGGCCAACUGUCGCGCAGACGACCACGUGGCUUACGCCAUCGCCGCCAUGCUGCGCAGCAACAAGAUCAUCACCAGCAUCAACCUGGACUCCAACCAUCUCACCGGCAAGGGCAUCUUGUCCCUCAUCCAGUCGCUGCAGUACAACGCCACGCUGACAGAGCUCCGCUUUCAGAACCAGCGCCACAUAUGCGGAGGGAAGACUGAGAUGGAGAUGGUCAAGAUACUGAAGGACAACACCACGCUGCUCAAACUGGGCUACCACUUCGAGUUGGCAGGGCCGAGGAUGACCACCACCAACAUCCUGAGUCGCAACAUGGACAGGCAGAGGCAGAGGCGCCUGCAGGAGCAGAAGAUGGCCCAGGCCAACGGGGAGAAGAAGGGGACGCUGGAGGUACCCAAAACAGGAGGUGGAGGGUCUUUGAAGAGCUCGCCAAAGUCCUCCCCGAAACCGUCCCCGCUUCCUUCGCCCAUGCCCUCCCCAAAGCUGACUCUCAAAAAACGAGCCGGAGGUCCUGCUCCUCCGCCACCCCCGCCUCCUCCAGGGGGCGGACCCCCACCUCCUCCAGGGGGCGGACCGCCGCCUCCUCCACCGCCCGUGCUGGACGGAGACCGCUCUUUCGGCGGCAAGAACUCAAGGGACCAACUGCUAGCCUCGAUCAGAGGGAGCAACAUCAAACAGCUAAAGAAGGUGCCAGUACCAAAGUGGCUGCAGUAACAGUUCCUGGUGGCAAAAUGCAGUGGACAACAAAAAGAAAGGGAGAACUCACAUCUCACCACAGUUUUCCCGGGGGGGAUGAACGUCCUGCGGUUUGACGAAGAGGAAGGACCAGGAAGGACGGGGAAAAUGGGAGAUGGUUGCCCUCUGUGAGUUUGCUCCCCUCAAACACUGGACCAAAAGACUCUGUGGAGAGUGCCAUGAAAUGUUGAAAUGUUGUCUUCAGUUCAUAUUGAGGCUUUUUUGUUUUUGCACUACAUAAUACGAAGCUGAUCAUAUAGGUUGUUUGUGUGUACAGUGGAUAUCCCGGGUUUACACGACCCUGUUGAAACGACAAACGAGCCGACGAUGAGAAAUCAUUUUAAAACUGUUUCCCACUUUUUUUUUUAGUGACUGAUAUCCUUUACAAAUCAGCUGAAACCAAACAAAUCUGUUGGGUUGGUGGGUUGUGUAUUCAAAAAAAGGUGCAAUAACCACACAGACUUUUUACGUGGUCUAUUCCCACAAUAUCUGCAAUAUCUGCCCACUCAGCCUCGCUAAACUCUCCUUAUCUGUCAGAUGGUCCUCAGCCCUCUUCAAGUGACCCCAAAGAUUUUUCUGGAGAAAUAAAUGUUUGGUUUGGAUAUCUCCUUUCAUUUGUGAUUCGAAAAAUAAAUCGAGUCCCUCUUCUUCUCCAGUUUUCUAUCCCACAACUAAAGGGUUUGGUGAAAAAUGACUGGAAUUGGUAGCUAAAAGAGCAACAGCCGAGCACGAUGCUGCCACCACCGUGUUUUACUGUGAGCCCCAACGUUAAAGUUUUCUUUAUCAGUCCAUUACACAUUUUCCGACAAAGUUUUGACUUUUAGCCAGAUCCGGAUGUUUUCUUUGGAAGAACGAGCUUUGAUCUCACAAAUUUACUCCCUAGCGCAGAGAUGAGGAGAAUACAGGAGAGAGAAAACAUGCAUACUUGUUGGACAUUUCUGCAGCUCCCUCAUUGUUGCUGUUGGCUUCUUGGUCGCUGACCAGUGUCUUACUUUUCAUAGAGAAGAUCCCAGUUUUUAUGAUUACAGUGUCAUCCCAUAUCUUCUCCACUUUCCAAGACUGCGUGUAAUGUGUCACAUUAUGUGAAAAUAAAACACUGAUUUUUUUUUUAUUCUUCCCCUGACUGAUACCUUUGUAUAGAUCAGAUCGAUUUUCCGUUCUUUUUUUUCUAUUUAGAGUCACUAUAAGUGUCGGUAGAUGUUAAACUUUAAAUGAAUGAAUGGAUGAAUAAGUGGUGUAACUGAAUCAAAGCGCGCUUCAACAAAAUCUUAGUUUUAAAGUGGGAAAAACAUGUGCAGCCAGGUCAGUGCAGACAUUUUGCAAAAAUAUUUUCUCCAACAGAUUUGCUUGUCCUACGUUGGCUUUUUGGUACACAUAUUACAUUAAACGGUGGUGAAUCUUCUAAAAUGAUUCAACAUGGUGUCUUUCUUUGAAAUAAAUCUCCGGUAUUUUAAGAGGGUUGUGUAAACCUUUGUUUGAUCCACUGCAUAUGAAUUGAGUUAAAUGAGAGGGGAGUAUGGGAUGGGCUUAGUUUCAGAUAACUAUUAAAUUACUACUUAAAAAAAAAGUGUAUCACUGAUAUGUUGAUUGAUUAUUAAUUAGACCUUUUAUUUAUUAGUGGAGGAGCUACGGCCGUUGGUCCAUUCGAACUGGGUGCAAAUUUCAGGGAAUGAACAAACACAACACCAAACUUCAGUAAAUCUGAGUUCUAAAACAAAAACAGAAAAUGGGCACCUUUUUAUUUUGUCAUGUUUUCAAAUCUCAAGACAUCUCAGACACACAGUCCAGAGAAAUCCUGAAACAUAAUGAUGGAUUUUAACCGUGGAAAUCAUUACAUAUUGCCAUUUAGCAGACAGAGUGAAUGGUCCUGUGGGGUCUUAUAUAUUGUGUGCAGAAUCCUUCUACGCCUGGCUGUUUUAUUAUCCUACUUAACUUUAUUUUAAUACUGCGUCAUGUCUUAAUGUUUUUGCUGGUUUAAGCUGUAGUCUAAAUAUCAGUCUGAGAGGAGCUUGACAUUAAACUCAGCGCUGUCUAAAGAUGAACACAUGCGUCUCUUUACACACGUGUCGCUGGCAGAGCCUGUAUGCCUUUAACAACAGAUUCUGGUAUGUUUGUGAGUGUAAAAUCAUGUCUGCCUGAUUGUGUAUGUAAUAAAUAUGAAUGAAUUUUAUAUCAA